AUGGAAAGAGGAGAAGAACAAACCUGCAACAGCUUCAGAUCAUGGCAGGAAGAGAUUUACUGGACCCAUUUCCAGUUCAUCCACUUCACACAAUUUCUCAACAACCAUUUUCAACAACUUGAACUUCCCAAAACAUUUUCAAACAAUGUAAGGAAGAAGUUGCCAGAAAAUGUGUCCCUUAAAAGUCAUAGCGGAGUGGUGUGGAAUAUAGGGCUCAGAACUAGAGAUGAUUCUGUUUACUUCACCAACGGUUGGCAACAAUUUGUGAAAGAUCACUCUUUGAAGGAGAAUGAUUUCCUUGUCUUUAAGUACAAUGGUGUUCAAACUGCAACAGGACAAGGACAGAACACCAGCGGCUUCAAAUCAUGGCAGGAAGACAUUUACUGGACUCAUUUCCAGUUCAUCCGUUUCACCCGAUUUCUGAGCACCCAUUUUGAACAACAACUUGCACUUCCUAAAACAUUUUCAAACAAUGUAAAGAAGAAGUUGCCACAAAAUGUGACGAUCAAAGGUCCUAGUGGAGUUGUGUAUAAUGUAGGGCUGACAACUAGGGACGAUUCCUUGUUCUUCACCAACGGUUGGCAACAAUUCGUGAAAGACCACUCUUUGAAAGAGAAUGAUUUCCUUGUCUUUAAGUACAAUGGAAAAUCACACUUUGAGGUUUUAAUCUUUGAUGGAGAAAGCUUUUGUGAGAAAGCAACUUCUUAUUUUGUUGGAAAAUACAAACAUGCCGAAACUGAACAAGGGGGUGACAAGGCAAAGGAAACAGACAAUUAUGUUGAAGAAGUCAAUACUGUUUCUAAUGGUGGUGUUGAAUGUGGUUUGCGUGAGAAAUUUCGGCAUAUUAACAAUAUAGGAACACCAUUAGCCGCACCUUUUGAAACUCCCAAUGGAAAGACUUUUAAUGGUCGUGUUCAAUUUGCUUCACCUGAGCAGGUCAUGGCCGAUGCAGUCACUAAGACUGCCGCAUCAGUAGCGUUUCCCUCCCAACCAACCGGUAAACGGACCAAGAGGCCUGACAAUGAGGCUUCAGCUGUCCAGAAUAACCGGCAAGGAACAUCACCAAUAGCAGGUUGGAAAACUGACUUUUUUAGUAUGCUUAGUGCAAAACAUGGUGUCACUUGCCAUGAGACUUCUAAAGGUAUGCCAAUGAAUCCUAAAGUUAGCUCAAAACGCAAAAACAAAGUUGAUCUGUCGGAUAAAAAGUUGUCAAAGAUUGGCCAAGAAGCUGUUUUGUCUGACUUGAAGAAAUCUGGCGGAGCUUCAAAUACUUUGAAUAAGAUUGGUCAAAAAGCUGUUUUAUCCCCCGACUUGAUGAAAUCUGGUGGAGCUUCAAAUACUUUGAAGAAGAUUGGUCAAGAAGCUGUUUUAUCUCCCGACUUGAUGAAAUCUGGUGGAGCUUCAAAUACUUUGAACAAGAUUGGUCAAGAAGCUGUUUUAUUCUCAGACUUGACAAAAAUUGUUGGAGUUUCAAAUACUUUGAAGAAGAUUGGCCAAGAAGCUGUUUUAUCCACCGACUUGACGAAAUCUAGUGGAGUUUCAAAUACUUUGAACAAGAUUGGUCAAGAAGCUGUUUUAUCCACCAAAUUGAAGAAAACUGAUGGAGCUUCAAAUACUAUGAAGAUUGGGAUUUGCUCCAUGUCGAAAACUGCUCAUAAAAAGUUGGCUACACCGAAGAGACAUCGUGUUGAAGAUGAACUAAGCUCCCAGGCUAAAGCUGAUUUGAAAAUGUUGGCUUCACUCGAAAAACAAAAAACAGCCGAAGCUCUUAAUUCCCCAUUUCCUAAUUUUGUGACAAUCAUGAAGAAGUUAAAUGUCAGUGGAUCACGCACUUUGAGAAUCCCACAAGAGUUCGCUGCUGUACAUCUCCCUGACUGCAGAACAGAACUUACACUUCGUAAUUCAAGAGGCGAAUGUUGGACUGUGAACUCCAUCCCAGAUGCUAAAGGGGGAAAAGCUCACACCUUGUGUGGGGGGUGGAUGGCCUUUGUCCGUGAUAAUCACAUAAAUAUUGGUGACACGUGCGUUUUCGAGCUUGUUUCUCAUCUUGUCUUGCAGGUUCAUGUACGGGGUGUCGGAAAGGAAGGUCUUGACCAUCAAAAUGGGAAUGUGAAACCUAAUGAUGCUCCAUCUACCUGCUAA
Molecule: messenger RNA, 2142 nt
Organism: Vicia faba (fava bean)
Lineage: Eukaryota; Viridiplantae; Streptophyta; Magnoliopsida; Fabales; Fabaceae
Source: the annotation of a GenBank genome assembly